GUGUUUCAUGUGUGUUUGUUUAUUGUUUCAGGUAAGAGUUUCUAUUAUGACUAUACAUCUUUCUUCGGGAACGGUGAGAUCUACAUUCCGGUGCCGCAAGCAUUUCUAUUGUUUGGACAGCGGAAAGGCACAUCACCGGAAAGUGAAUCCAGCGAAAUUACUAAAAAAGGUGCCACCGAAAGUGUGAGUGCGAGUGAUGUCGUCGAUGUCAGUGAUGAAAACGACAAGUGCGUGAAACAAGAGGAAGUGAGCAAACCGGAGGUGUGCGCAAAGAGUGACAGUGAAGUGAAGAGUGAAGUGAGUGGUGGUGCGGGCGCGGAUGGUGUUGUCAGCGCCGUGGCCUCCGAGGAGGACGACUGUGUGAUAGUGUGCGCGCGUGAUGCGGACGAUCGGUCCGAUUCCGGAGUGAGCGGCGUCCGCUCAGGCGGCUCCGCCAGCUCGGUGGAGGAGUGGCGCGGCAUGGCGCACGGGUAUGGCGGCGGUCCGCCCCCGCCUCUGCUGCAUCUGCCCCCGCCACACCCCCCCUCGCACUAUACCAGCGAGAUGCUGUGGAAACGGCAAUACCACAACCAGUUGCAUGCGCCACUGCACCAUGCCAUCACUGAUGACUACCUGGCUACAUACGAUAGAGAGAGACAUGAAAGACUGCUACGAGAACGAAGGGAUCAGGAGCAACGUGAUUUACUGGAGAAACAGCAGAAAGAGAGAAAGGAGAGAGAACGGCUAGAACAAGAGAGGGAAAGAGAAAGGGAAAGGGAACGAGAGAGGGAAAAACAAGAAAGGGAAGAUAAAGAGAGGAGGGAACAAGAGAAUGCCGCCUCUAAGCUGGUGACGCGGCAUUUCGAGGAAUCUCUGAGACUUGCGAAUCAAAAGGUGAAUAACAUGUUUCGGGAGCGAAUGUCUUCGUGGACGAUAGUGCCGAGUCUGACGCCGAACCGGGGCGCGCCAGCUCCCGAGCACGAGCGACUCCGUGCGCCUCCGCCGGAACGCGCCUACUACUCACCGUCCGCACACCCUUCCGGACACCCCGCGCAUCCUUCACACCCCUCACCGAGGCCGCCCGUAUCCUCGGCAGACUACGGCUCGCCACAUGCGCGAUUAAUUUCAUCUAAAUCGGACAAGACGGUGUCCCAUCCUUCUUUACCUAAAGGAGAGCCAAACUUCGCGCCUUACAAUUACCCUUACCGAUCCUACGACAAAUUGAAAGAUCCGCAUUUACCGGCACCGCCACCACUCGUGCCGGAGAAGAAUUCCGUCAUUGUAAAGCAUGACGCAAAGCAAAUCCAUCUCGAACAGAAACAUCAGUAUCCUAGCAAGCCCCGUAGUGAGCUUCCAACUCAUUACCUGCCAUCGCGGCCGUACAGAACGGGUCCGUCGCCACAUGCACCGCCACACCCGGCGCUGCAGCCUACACCGCACGCGGCGACACUCCCCGCACAGGAUAAGGGGGCGCGGCGGCUCUACCAACCUCAAGUUCAACCGCCACCACAGAGGUCGCCCGCAUACUACCCAGCGGCUCCACCCGUAAAGCAAAAGGUGUCUAGUCCGGCUCCGCCGCAUAUCUACGGCAAACCGAGCGGCUCGCCGAGCCCCGCUCAUUACGCUGUUGCAGUGGAACCCCCUCCGCAGCUCGCGAAGUCCGAUCCGCCACCAGUACCCUACCCUCCGCCGUCGGCGUAUUCACCUGCGACUCGCGCGCGGCCCCCGCCACCGGCCCAUUCACGGACGCCAGAACCACGUCCACCGCCACGACCACUCGUCGAUUCCGCUGCUACUUCACCCUGCCAAACUCAACCAUUGGAUUUGGGUAUUGCACGCGACGAUCCCGAUCGAUUGUCGCCGCGACGGCGAGCUGCGGCUGACUCUCCUGCUGGACCUGAUGCAGAAGCGAAACGGCGGCGAUUAGAAGAACCGACUGCACCGCAACCUCUCAUCGCGGCGGCGGCGAGUGUAGCACGCGCCCCGCCCGGCUCCGAGCCUGCGCCACAGGCUCCGGGCCCGCCUUGUGACGUACGAGUUCCUUCGGCUGAUGGCAGCAUUGAGACACCCGAGCGAGCAGCGGGAGCAUCACCUGCGCCGCGGCUCACGCCAGCGGCGAGUCCUGCGCCUGCGACACCUGUCCCUCCCGUUGCAGCAUCGCCACCACAGGCUGCUGCUCCACCACCAGCGCCAACGCCUCCCGCCCCGCCUGCGACUCCCCCGGUGGUCACUGGAGGUGAUCAGGAUACUCCGGCUAAAGCCGCGUCGUCACCCCGUGAUGGCUCCGCGCCUGUACGGCAUCUCGGCAAGAAGGCCUGGCUUCAACGACACGAAACCGCUCCCAUCGGCGAGGGCGAUUGCUCCGGCGGCGGCGGGACCUGCAUCACGUUGCCGAUGACUAUCGCUCGAGGCUCAGAACCGGACGAUUCCGGUUCCAAUGUGACCGUACCGAUUGCGGCCAAAUCCAUUCAGCGGACCGCACGGAAACCGUCCAAACCGCGGAAGCCCAAAGAGACCAAUGGCCGUGUCGACGAUGCCGAAGAGGACAGUUCAAGUUCCGAUCGCGAAUCGGCCGCUCCGCCCAAAAGAAAACCACCCAAAGCGAAACGGAAAAAAGGUGUAGUCGCGCGGAAAGCCGGCGACGAACCAAAGCGGAAGAAGGCGGCCGAGAGCGGCAGCGAGAGCGACAAGGAAAGCGACGAUAAAGAUUCCGACUCCGGCGGUAGCGGCAGCGGCAGCGGCAGCACGUCGAGCCGGCGCGGCGGCGCGGGGCGCGCGCGCGGGCGGCGCUCGCGGGGCGGCGGCGGGCGCGGGGGGCGGCGUCGGGACGAGCCCCCGCGCCGCGCCGCCGCCGCCGCGCCCGCGCGCCCGGCGCACGACUCCUUCCUGCAGAGCGGGCCGUGCUUCGAGGUGGCGCCGCGGCUCGCCAAGUGCCGCGAGUGCCGCUGGUCGCCGGCGCAGCGCGACAAGGACAUGCCGAACAUCUUUUGCCGUUUCUACGCUUUCCGAAGACUGAAGUACGCUAAGAAUAGACAAUUAGCGAUAGCCGGCUUCUCGGACCCCUAUAAAGAUGCCGAGGAGGAGGAUAAAAAGUUAUGGCUGUCGUCAUCAGCCGGCGCCGCCGAGCUAGACAUAGAGAUGAGUUGCUUCCUGCUCAGGGAGAUUGGAGACCAGUUCUGUGAACUGUUACAACAAGAGAAAGAAGCGGAAUCACACCACCUGAACGAUGACAAAACGAUAGCAUGGAAACGCGUGGUGCAAGGCGUGCGGGAGAUGUGCGACGUGUGCGAGACCACGCUGUUCAACUUCCACUGGACUUGCGGCAAAUGCGGAUUCGUCGUCUGCCUAGAUUGCUAUAAGUCACGGACGUCAGGUGAAUCGGCCAAUUCAAAUAGCGAAACAAAUAACACAUCUAACGCCACGACCAACGGCGAAAGAGAUUCAUUCGGCUGGCUGACGUGCACGGCGGGCGGCGCGCACCCGGCGCGGCGGCUGCUGCUGACGCAGAUCGCGGCGGGCGGCGCGCUCGGCGCGGCGGGCGCGCACCGCCUGCGCUCCACCUACGCGCUGCCGGCCUGCGCGUGCGGCGCCGCGCCCGACCCCGACCCGCGCGACCGCCUCGCCGCGCGCGCCCUGCUGCACACCGCCUUGCAUAAGAACGUCAAGAAAGAGGAAGUGAAAGAAGAAACCGCAGCCGCUAACGGAUCUUCACCUGUCAAAUCGGAGAAUGGCAAAACAAGCGGCUCCGUAGUGAGCUGGCUUGCGGACCUGCCUGUCGAUGGUGACGUCAAGGAUGAGAAGUCAGACUCAAGCUCGUCAGAUUCUGAAGAAGGUGGCAACUUCUCCACCCUGCGUGAACUGCUCAUCAGACCCGCGCCUGAGGGAGGCGAUACGCAGCCUAAGAAGAAGCGAAAGAAGAGCAAGGGAGACACACUCGAUGACGUCAUAUCCAGCGUUGUUGAAGAGAAAAAAGACGAGGACGAUGAAACAAAGCCAUUCGCAUUAUCCAAUGUGGUGAAGCGGUACGAGAGAAGCGGCCGCGAGCGGGAGGAGUUGCCCAUCCGGAUAAUGACGCUCACCGAGUCCAAGCUGCUGUACCCCGAAGUGCCGCACGCGUGGCUCUGCGACGGCAAGCUGCUGCAUCUCACCGACCCCACACACGCCGGCAACUACAAGCCAUUCCAGGACCAAUGGAAACGCGGUCAACCAGUUCUAGUCUCAGACGUAUCGACACUUCUUGAUAAGGACCUGUGGAGUCCUGAAAGCUUCUCUCGUGACUUCGGUGACACGAGGGUCGACCUAGUCAACUGCGCGUCCGGCCUGGUCGUGCCCAACCAGCCCGCCAGGAAGUUCUGGGACGGCUUCGAACUGGCCGCCAAGAGGCUGCGCGACGAGCGCGGCGCCCCCAUGGUGCUCAAAUUGAAAGACUGGCCCCCCGGCGAAGACUUCGCGGAACUUCUACCGGCUCGGUUCGACGAUCUCAUGCGGGUCCUACCGCUCGGCGAGUACACGUCGCGCAACGGGAAACUCAACCUGGCCGCGAGACUGCCCGAAUGUUUCGUGCGGCCGGACCUCGGGCCCAAGAUGUACACCGCGUACGGCGGCGCCGGCGGCACCACCAACCUGCACCUGGACGUGAGCGACGCCGUGAACGUGAUGGUGCACGCCAGCGCGCCCGCCGACGCGCCCGAGCGAGCGCGCGAGGCGGCGCGCGCGGCGGAGGAGGCGGGCGUGGACGUGCUGUCGCGCCGCCGCGCGCGCCUCAAGCCGCCCGCCGCGCUCUGGCACAUCUACGCCGCCAGGGACGCCGACAAGAUCCGCGACUUCCUCGUGCGCGCCGAGCUGGAGCGCGGCGCGCGGCCGCGGCCGCAGCACGACCCGGUGCACGACCAGACGUGGUACCUGGACGCGGCGCUGCGCGAGCGCCUGUACCGCGAGUACGGCGUGGAGGGCUACGCCAUCCUGCAGUGUCCGGGCGACGCCGUGUUCGUGCCGGCCGGCGCGCCGCACCAGGUGCGCAACCUGCUGGACUGCAUCAAGGUGGCGGAGGACUUCGUGUCGCCGGAGAACGUGUCGCGGUGCUUCGAGCUGGCGCAGCAGUUCCGCCAGCUGUCGCGGCAGCACUCCAACAAGGAGGACAAGCUGCAGAUAAAGAACAUCGUGUACCACGCGGUGAAGGAUUCCCUGUGCUGUCUCGAGGAGGCGCUCGCCAAAGCCAAGUGAAGCCGAGCACGCCUCCGGCAUUUGAUCUCAACCUCGAACGUAACAUUAAUUGCUAAGUUCCGCAUUUAAAUGUAAGAUUGGGAGCGAGUAUGAUACGCGCUGUGCGCCGUUUCUUGUAUAAGAUGCCAUUGUUAAGCGUCCGAGUCGAUUGUGUACCAGUUAUGUGUGUAAGUGUACUCGAAAUGUGAUUAAGUCCGUCGCGCCGCUUCCGACCGGAGUAUGUGCAAUGUAAAUUAGUCUGAAUAUGGUGAUAUCGUUGAGAUGUGGAUGUGUUUUAUGUUCCUUAAUCGAAAUACAAAUAAACUCUUCAGGUUAUUUACAGCUUAAUUGUAGCUAUAGUGAUAUGUAUGUAUUGUGUAAAUUUUUAAUUCGAAUUCCAUCGAGUACAUAAUAAGAAGUGUAUACUUUUAAGUUAUUGUAUUGAAAUAAACGUAUUCGCUCCAAGCAUUGUACAUUAAAACACGGCGUGUAGAUAAGUUUAUCCUAUUAUUAGAUUUCUCAAUUUGGUUAGUAUGUUACAAAAUGAUAGUUAAAAUGUGACAAUUUCAUUUUGUCCUUAUUGCUGUAUUAGCAAGUUUUUUUUGUACUGUGUAUAUUAUGUAUGGUUAUAAGUUGGAAUAAAAAAAAGAUGUUUAUAUUA
Messenger RNA from Manduca sexta (tobacco hornworm), 5842 nucleotides. RefSeq names its product probable JmjC domain-containing histone demethylation protein 2C (gene Kdm3). Gene Ontology annotation, biological process: regulation of transcription by RNA polymerase II. Gene Ontology annotation, molecular function: transcription coregulator activity; histone H3K9 demethylase activity; chromatin DNA binding. Gene Ontology annotation, cellular component: chromatin; histone deacetylase complex. The record is from RefSeq and is a predicted model, not a curated record. NCBI's taxonomy places the organism in Eukaryota, Metazoa, Arthropoda, Insecta, Lepidoptera, Sphingidae.